AUGACACCAACAACAAGCCCAGUUGAGACCAGCUCGGCGAAUACCUACGACUUCUCCUGCCUCACCGGCUUCUUCGUGGACCACGUCGAGGUCGCAAAAGUCUCCCCGGGCUCGCUGGUCGCAACGCAGCCGGGUCUCGGUCUUCUAGGGCGGAGCUAUGAGACGGACACAUCCCCGAGUGAUAGUCGGCCCCAGUGGACGCGGUUUGCAGCUUAUGUCAAGCACCUGAAUCAAGUGUCUCCGCCCGCCGAGUCUUACAAAGUCAUCUAUCUGGUUCGCCAUGGACUAGGCGUCCACAACAUUGCGAUGAGCAAGUAUGGAGGCGAAGCAUGGAAGACCAAGUGGUCGCACAUGGAUGGUGACGGAGAGGGCAAUGUCUGGGCUGACGCACAACUCGUGGAAGAGGGCAUUCGUCAGGCUCAGAAGCUCUCUCAGAUCUGGUUCGACGAAGCGAAGAAGGACAAAGUAGCUCUGCCGGAGUCACUUUAUACCAGCCCAUUAGCUCGAUGUCUACACACGACCAAGCUCGUCUUCCAGCCCGUCAUGGAAGCCAACCAGCGCGAGUUUCAUCCCAUCAUCAAGGAGCUUCUCCGGGAGCGGCUCACGGAUCAUACUUGCGACAAACGGAGCUCGCGAUUUUGGAUCCAGCAGAACUACCCAGAGUACAUCAUUGAACCUGGCUUCGAAGAAGACGACACCCUGUGGAAGCCACACUCGAACAAGCCCGAGGAGGCCGAGGAACAUUUUGCUCGAAAGCAGCGUCUGCUUAACGACAUUUUUGAGCAUGAUAAGUCGCAGUUCAUCUCCCUCACUAACCAUUCAUACGCAAUUACAGCUAUACUCGUGACUGUCAAGGCACCCAAGUUCCGGGUCUGCGAGGGCACUAUCGUGCCUUUGUUCGUGAAGGCGGUCCGUACCAAGGAGAAGACAGUAUGA
This is a messenger RNA of Anthostomella pinea, 936 nucleotides long. The record is from the annotation of a GenBank genome assembly. NCBI's taxonomy places the organism in Eukaryota, Fungi, Ascomycota, Sordariomycetes, Xylariales, Xylariaceae.